AAAAAAUUAGUCAUCAUCCCUAUUAACACUAGUGUCUAUUUAAGCUCCCCAGAAUGAGGUUUAAGGAAUGUCUUUGCUCUACUUCGGAUGUUACAAGUUGUUUCGGUCGGUGGCUAAGUAACCCUGUUCGAGGUAGCAAUACAAUCAAUUCCACAAGAUCGCCAGAUUCUCUUCCCGUUGCAACCAUACCUGCAAUAACCACGUGCAAAACAUCAACUAUCUAUAGGGCUCAUGCUUCCGAUCAGAAAACAUUUAUAACAUCAAGCUCCGUGCCUAGAAUUAGGUUUUUGGUGGCGUAUACAUGAGAUGUUAUGGGUGCACGCGGCCUAGCGAAGUGGCGUUGGUGUCUGGUGGUGGUGGCGUGGACGUGGGGUGCUGCCGCUCGCACGCUCUGCCCUGCGCGAUGCGCCUGCGACGACGCGUUGCGAGCUGCCUCUUGCGCCAAUGCAGGCCUCGAAAUCGUGCCCAUACAGCUCAAUCCAGAAGCUACCCACAUCAACCUCACACACAACUCAAUAGACAAUCUGCUUUAUACGUUCGCCUUCUACACCCAACUAACCAUACUCGAUAUCUCAUACAACAAAAUACAAGACUUAGGUAGUAAAAAUUUCGAAAACAAUCUGGAGAUGACCCAUCUCAAUGUCAGUCAUAAUUUCCUCAAACGACUUGAUAAGGACACAUUCGUCGGUCUAAAAGGUCUACUCGAUUUGGAUUUGUCUGAUAAUGAAAUAUCAAAUAUACAUGCACAAACAUUCAAAAGUUUGUCUGGUUUGGAACGCCUUGAUUUAUCAAAUAACAAGCUCGUGAGCUUUGAAGCGAAUACUUUUGAACCCCUGAAUGCUCUGAAGAUCUUAUCUCUCAAAAACAAUUCAAUUUUAGAUAUACCUUCGGAAAAUCUCUUGUUUAUAGUACAUCUAGAAUAUUUAGAUUUGUCUGAAAAUUUAAUACAGAUAGUUUCCAAGCAUGGUAUACCAUAUUUAAAGGAAUUGAAAAAUUUAGACUUGAAUAGCAAUAUCAUUGAGAGUGUGGACCAAUUGGGAUUUCAUCGAUUACCCUCACUGAGGCAUUUGGAUCUUAGCGACAACAACAUGACAACGAUUCCCACCUCAGCUCUUUCGAAACUUUCGAACUUGUCGCACUUGUACCUCAGUGGAAACUUCUUUCAAAACGUAACAGCGCUCUCGUUUCAAAGUUUGUUCCAUUUAAAACAUUUACAUUUGAGCAGACUUUAUGAACUAGAUAAAAUAGAUUCGAGAGCUUUUGUUGACAACAUAAACCUACAAAAGAUAUGGAUGAAUGAAAAUGUUAAGAUCAGAGAAGUUCCGCCGAGAUUAUUUCACGGUAAUCCAAAGUUAACUCAUGUGUAUAUGAGGAAUAAUGCAUUAGAAACUCUGGAAGCGUCUCAUUUUCCGAUUGACAGAUUGCAAGAACUAGAAAUAUCUGGCAAUCCAUUCGUUUGCAAUUGUUCAAUUUUAUGGCUUUGGAAACUAGGAAAAGAAAGUGAAGUCAGUCAAAAAAAAUCUGGCAAUGCUAGUUCAAUAUUGAAAAUAGACUAUGAAGAUGUGAAAUGUGCUGCACCGGAAAAUUUAAAAGACGUUAUAUUUGUUAAAGUUCCUGAGUCUGAGUUUGGUUGUUCUAGUGGUUGGGUUAUUGUUGCAGUUGUGGUGCUAACCGUGAGUAUCGUUAUUAGUAUGGUCGGGGUUGUUUUGUACUUUAUGGGACCUUUGAAGAAAUGUAAGGGAGACAAAUCAAAGCAGGUGAUGACUAGUGUUAUGUUGAAUGGUGAUGUGUCCAAAUUAAGUAACGGGUUAGGGUAUUCAACGAGAAGUAGGGAGCAAGACAACAAACGAGACGUCGAUCGGUACCUAAUGAUCGGUUCAUCUGUGACUAAUAACUUCCAUUCGUUAAAUCCUCCAUGGCAUAGUGUAGAUAAGAAUCCAUACUAUCAAGAAGACAGCGAAGAACAUAUUUACCAACAGUUCGCCUAUGAAACUAUUCCACCCCAUAGGACGCCAGAGAAACCACACAUAGUGUACGUCUAACAUAAGUUUUGCGCAAAGGACAAUGUCGCAGAUAUAUUCUUUGGCGCGUUAUAUGUAUAAAGUCAUUGUGUAUCCAAAAGACAUGGGACUUUGAAUUCGCAAUAAUGUAAAUAGUGAUACGAUUGAAAUUGUAAUAUGUGAUAGCUUUGUAUAUAGUCUUGUAAAUAAAAUUAAUUCAGUUCAUACGAAGAAAACUUAAAAAACUUCUGUUCUUAAUUUUGUACUUAACUGAUUUAAGAAGUUAUUUUAGGGAAAACCAGCGGACUGUAAAUUGAAUGUUGGAGUGCCAUCGCUGGUGUUUGAAUUUUGUCCAUCUUUUUGGAAUGAUUUAUUGUUAUGUAAGAGCAAUGCUUUUGUUGCAAUAAAGAGGUACAUAAGUAGCUUUGUAGGUACAGUUGAGACUAUUAUACCCCUUCUUAUUUCUAAUUAAACCUUGUUACCUUUUCAUAAUAGAAAUAUAGGAUGAUCUCGACGAUCAUGGUACUGUUUUAAUUACCUGUUCCUUUUACAUUAUGGGUACUCAUAUACUUUUAAGUGCUUUGUAAAAAAAUCUUUUA
Chilo suppressalis (striped riceborer) is the source of this 2599-nucleotide messenger RNA. The record is from the annotation of a GenBank genome assembly. NCBI's taxonomy places the organism in Eukaryota, Metazoa, Arthropoda, Insecta, Lepidoptera, Crambidae.